This is a messenger RNA of Plasmodium falciparum 3D7, 1035 nucleotides long. RefSeq lists its product as uncharacterized. The record is from RefSeq and is a predicted model, not a curated record. Bases 1 to 1035 code for a protein of 344 amino acids. The transcript has 16 exons. Gene Ontology annotation, molecular function: carbohydrate binding. Lineage: Eukaryota; Apicomplexa; Aconoidasida; Haemosporida; Plasmodiidae.
AUGAAAAUGGAUUAUUUUUGGGUUAUAAAUUUGUUUGUAUUAAUUAUUACUUUGAGUAAUUAUACAAUAAUCGUAAGUUGUUUAAAAAAAAAAGAAGAAAUAAAAAAUGGUGAUAUAAAAAUUAUAACUUCAGAUUUAAAUGAAACCGUGACAUUAAGUUGUGAUGAUGAAAAAUCAAUUCAUAUUUUUGAUGCUAGUUAUGGAAAUCCAACCCUUGAUAAACUUUUGAUAAAAAAAAAUUCGUUUGAUGCCCCCCACACAUUACCAGUUAUUCAAAUGAUAUGUGAAGGGAAAAAAAACUGUGAUAUAAAAGUAAAUAAUGAAACGUUCAAAAUAUUAUCCUUAAUAACUGAUUUCCAUAAACUUCUUAUAAAAUAUACUUGUGUAUCUAGUAACUUGGAACCUUUUCCAUCAUACAAAGUAAAAGCAAAAAGAGGAGAUGAUUAUACUUGGAAUGUCGAAUUUCAAGGAGAAACGUUAAAUAAGGAAACAUAUCUUCAUGUUAACAACAUAAAUGCUACUUGUGAAGAACCACUAGUCAAAAAAACAUAUGUAGACAUAAACGAAGCAGAAUAUGAAUGUAACAAUAUGAAAAAUUGUGUUUAUGUAAUAUUUAAUUACGAUGGUUAUACAUUAUGUGCUUCUCUAUCAUAUAAGAAUGCCACUAUUCAAAAAAAUUCCAAGAUUUAUAUUAAAAUGUUUUACAUAAAUGGGAAUAUUCCUUCCAAUUUUGAAGUGUUUCCAAAUAUACAAGGAGUUUGUGAAAAGGAUGAAAUUAUAUAUGAAAUGGAAACAGUUUUGAACUUGGAUGAUAUAUAUAAGAAAUGCAAAGAAGUAGAUUGUGAUUAUUUUACCAUGUCUACCUCUAAUGGUAUAAAAGGGGCUUCCAAAAGUUUCAGGAAUUAUGCAUGGUUUUGUAAAGGGUUUCCUAAAUAUGUUUCUCAUGAAGGAUUUCUCUUUGGAAAAAAUUAUAAAAAUUCUAAGGAUCCAAAGAAAAGAAUAACUUUCAUGAAUUAUGAAGGACCUUUAAGAUGA